CUGCCCGCAGCGCCCGGCGGUGACGGCGCUUCCCGAGCGGCUCCAGGACUCAGGUCUGGGCGCGGGGGUCGCUCCCGGCAGCGCCGCCCGGCCCGGGAGGUCCCGGCGGGACCAGGGGGCAGCGCCGCCCGCCCCGUCCCCCGGCCGGAGCCAAAAUGUCCUUCUUCAACUUUCGCAAGAUCUUCAAGCUGGGCGGUGAGAAGAAGAAGAAACAAUACGAGCACGUCAAGAGGGAUUUGAACCCUGAGGAGUUCUGGGAAAUCAUCGGGGAGCUGGGAGAUGGUGCUUUCGGUAAAGUGUUCAAGGCUCAGAACAAAGAAACAAAAGUUCUGGCUGCUGCAAAGGUGAUAGAUACUAAAUCAGAAGAAGAACUUGAAGAUUACAUGGUGGAGAUUGAUAUUUUAGCAUCCUGUGAUCAUCCUAAUAUUGUCAAGCUCCUAGAUGCUUUCUACUAUGAAAACAAUCUGUGGAUCCUGAUCGAAUUUUGUGCAGGAGGAGCUGUAGAUGCAGUCAUGUUGGAGCUUGAAAGGCCAUUAACAGAGCCACAGAUCAAAGUGGUCUGCAGGCAGACACUGGAAGCACUGAACUACUUACAUGAAAAUAAGAUCAUCCACAGAGAUCUAAAGGCUGGCAAUAUUCUUUUCACAUUAGAUGGAGACAUUAAACUAGCGGAUUUUGGAGUAUCAGCUAAAAACACAAGAACAAUACAAAGAAGAGACUCUUUUAUUGGUACACCAUAUUGGAUGGCUCCAGAAGUAGUAAUGUGUGAGACCUCUAAAGACAGGCCUUAUGAUUAUAAGGCUGACAUUUGGUCUCUUGGCAUUACUUUAAUAGAAAUGGCUCAAAUAGAGCCACCUCAUCAUGAAUUAAAUCCCAUGCGAGUGCUUCUGAAAAUUGCAAAAUCUGAUCCUCCCACGUUAGCACAGCCUUCAAAAUGGUCAUCAGAUUUUAAAGAUUUUCUGAAGAAAUGUUUGGAAAAGAAUGUAGAUGCAAGGUGGAGUGCAACUCAACUGUUACAGCAUCCAUUUGUUACUGUUACUUCCAAUAAACCAAUAAGAGAAUUGAUUGCAGAAGCUAAGGCUGAAGUUACAGAAGAAGUUGAAGAUGGUAAAGAUGAGGAUGAAGAAGAGGAAACAGAGAAUUCUCUGCAGUUACCUGCAGAAAAGCGUGCAUCCUCCGACCUUAGCAUUGCCAGCUCUGAAGAGGAUAAACUUUCACAGAAUGCCUCUGUCCUGGAAUCUCUCUCUGAGAAAACAGGAAGUAAUGCAAUUGAGGACAAAACAACUGGGGAUGAAUCUGAGGACAUUAAAUUUAGGAAAACAGCUGAUAAGAUAUGCGAUACUACCGUUAACGAUAUGGAAGUGCAAAACGGUUCUGUGCCAACUGGUGAAGAUGAGGAAGGCAAAAUAAUGCCAGCAGAAAAGGACACAGAAAGCCUGGAAAAACCACAUAAGGAUACAGAACCCCAGAAAGGAGGGAAAGAACUUGACAUGGUAACAAAAACAGAAAUAAAGAAUGAACCCAACCUAAAAACAGAGAAAGAAAAUUCCACAGCAAAUGAACAGACAGAAGAUAAUAAACUGAAAGUAGUAACCACAACUGAAAAUAGUGUAGAAACUGAAGAAGGCAUUUCUAAGGAAACUGGUGAAAAAGAAGAGAAGGAGAACAGAACAGAUCUCUCGGGACUUAAGGAAGAAAAGGUCCCUGUAGAAAAUACAGAUACAGAGCAAAAGGAAAAUAAAAAUGAGGAGCAGACAGAGGCAACAAUAGACACCACUACAGAAACUCUACCUAAUGCUACAGUCAAAGGGUCUGAUGAAGAAAAGGAACUAAUAAAGCAUGGAAUUGACAACAUUAAGGAGAUAGGUGGUAUUGCUGAAACACCGAUCAGUGAUGGGGAUAAAAUACCUGAGCUGGAGGAUAAGCCAGUGGAAAGUCAGGCUAAGCAGGUCCAUGAGAUAAUCAGCUCUGAAGAAACUGUAUCAGAAAGCCAAGAUAAAGUGAUCAAAGUAGACAAGAAACUGGCAGAAAGUGAAAAUGAGGAUGUUAGUAAUAUAAGCAGCACGGAGGAAACAAAGAUCAAAGACUCUGGAAAAGACGUCGUAGACCAGAAGGCAAUACAGAGCAAGCCUGAGGAUAUUUCUAAUAAAGUGGUGGAUAACCUGACUGAUAUGGACCAAAAUUCAGGAGAGUGCAGACCUGAGAAUAUCCAGGAAAACAACAUUCAGACAGACAAAGAACGUUUAGAAGUUACUUCUGAUGAAGUAGUGAAGGAUAAGCUUCAAAAUACUGUCAAUGAACAAGGUGAUGACUCUGAAGUCACUCCAGUCCCCAGUAUUAGUAUUAGCACUGAAGAAAAUGAGAAAGUCAAAACAGAUAAUCAAGGCAAUACUGAAACUUCCCAGCAGGUAGAGUCGGAGAAUGUGAAGGAAAAUGAUGCCGAUUCAGGCACAGGUUCUACAGCUGAUAACAGCAGCAUUGAUUUGAACUUGUCCAUUUCUAGUUUCCUUAGUAAGAACAAAGAGACAGGAUCAAUAUCUUUACAGGAAACUAGAAGACAGAAGAAAACGUUAAAGAAAACUCGGAAGUUUGUCGUUGAUGGAGUAGAAGUGAGUGUAACCACAUCAAAAAUAGUCACUGAAAAUGACUCCAAAAGUGAAGAAAUGCGAUUCCUACGACGUCAAGAGCUAAGAGAACUAAGACUUCUUCAGAAAGAGGAGCAGAGAGCCCAACAGCAACUCAGUAAUAAGCUUUUGCAACAGCGAGAACAGAUGUUCAGACGUUUUGAACAGGAAAUGACAAGUAAAAAGCGACAGUAUGAUCAAGAAAUAGAAAACCUAGAGAAGCAGCAGAAACAGACGAUAGAGCGCCUGGAACAGGAGCACACGAACCGCUUACGGGAUGAAGCAAAACGCAUCAAAGCAGAACAGGAGAAGGAAUUGUCCAAAUUCCAGAACGUGCUGAAAAACAAGAAAAAAGAGGUUUUAUGUGAAGUGGAGAAAGCACCAAAAGAGCUGAGAAAAGAGCUCAUGAAACGCAAGAAAGAGGAGCUUGCACAAAGCCAGCAUGCUCAGGAGCAGGAGUUUGUGCAGAAGCAGCAACAAGAACUGGAUGCAUCUCUGAAGAAAAUUAUUCAGCAGCAGAAGACGGAACUGGCCACUAUUGAACGAGAUUGUCUCAACAACAAACAGCAGCUCAUGAGAGCUCGUGAAGCUGCAAUCUGGGAACUGGAGGAGCGGCAUCUGCAGGAGAAACACCAGCUCCUCAAACAGCAGCUCAAAGAUCAGUACUUCAUGCAGAGACACCAACUGCUUAAGAGGCACGAAAAAGAAACGGAACAAAUGCAGAGAUAUAAUCAACGCCUUAUUGAGGAGUUAAAGAACAAGCAAACUCAGGAAAGAGCCAGACUGCCUAAAAUCCAGCGAAGUGAAGCAAAGACUCGCAUGGCAAUGUUUAAGAAAAGUUUAAGAAUCAAUUCGUUAGCCUCUCCAGACCAAGAUCGUGAAAAAAUUAAGCAGUUUGCUGUUCAAGAAGAAAAGAGGCAGAAGAAUGAAAGACUGGCUCAGCAUCAGAAACACGAAAACCAAAUGCGGGACCUUCAGUUGCAGUGUGAAGCAAACAUCAGGGAACUGCAUCAGUUACAGAAUGAAAAAUGCCAUCUACUGGUUGAGCAUGAGACUCAGAAACUAAAAGAGCUGGAUGAAGAGCACAGCCAAGAACUGAAGGAAUGGAGAGAGAAAUUGAGACCGAGAAAAAAGACGCUGGAGGAAGAAUUUGCCAGAAAACUGCAGGAACAGGAAGUUUUCUUUAAAAUGACUGGAGAAUCCGAAUGCCUUAAUCCUUCAACACAAAGCCGGAUUUCCAAAUUCUAUCCAAUCCCCAGCCUUCACUCUACUGGGUCAUAACUCUGGGAACUGCUGUAGGUUUUUUCCUAUUUGGAAUUCUCCAUCCUUACCCAUCUAACCUGACUUAUCUGCGACCUGUGUACAUCCAAGGACCCCGCGCUUUUUGUUUUCGGUGGAGACAAUCAGUGUCACAUCAGUUUCUUCGCUUCUCUGAGCAGAAGAAACGAACCUAGUGUUGGUGUACAAUGGUAAUGUUACGUCCUUCAGGUGUUUCAAGACUAAGUGGGCUUUUUAUCUCGGUCUCUAAAAGUAUGUUACCUAUGGUUUUGACUUUAAACCUGAAGUAUUAGUUGUGCUCUUUCUCAUCACAGAAAAAAUGGUUUCUCGUGUGAAUAUUUAAACAAUGUAAUAUUAGUUCUGCUACUGUGUUUUUAAGUAUCAGAUCUCUCCACGAGAGAAUUCCACAAUUGAAAAUGCCAUGAGAGGUUUAAAGUUUCAUAACGUUGAGCAGUGUCUUCAUGGCAAGAACUGAAACUAAUUGCUAAGAACAUGCCAGUAAUCAGAGAAACAAACCCUUAUGUUUAAACACAAUUGGCAAAAGCAAAGGCCUUUGUAAUAUCUUUCAAAAGAAACCUCUGGCAUGAAUUAAACUGAGCUGAUCUCCAUGUCAUGUUUUGUCCAUUAGUUCCAUAAUGAAAUGGGGUGCUAGUUUAGUUAAUACAGUGCCUGAAACACUUAGAUAUGCUGAUCCUGGUAACAGGAUAUGUUUUGUCAUUUAAAAAAACAAAACUCCUUAGCAUUGUUGUUACUGUACAAAACAAGAUUUCUUGCUGCUACUGCCAUUUUGGUUGUAAAUCCUCACCCUAAAAUAUUUUGCACUAAAAUAUGUAAAGGUGAAAGAAAUGCUAACUUUAAAAUGCACAGUUUGUUAUUUUCCUUUGCUAUUACAGGUGGUUAGUUCUACAAAUUGAAAAACUGUAGAAUGUAUUUUUUAGAAAGCAGGGUGCAAAAUGCACGUGGUUUCUCUAACUGUACCUGGAAUGGGUAGAGCCAUUGUUCUGUUCUUACCAAAGCCUGUUCAUUUAAACUCCACUGGAAAAGUGGAGGUGGAUGGUCAUAUUUAUAAAUAAUCAUGGCUAAAGUCUGAUUUCAUUAGAAGUGUUAGAUUCAAAUUUUUUUUAAUUUUAGUCAUUUUAUUUUGUGGAAAGAUUUAAGUUAAAUAUAUAGACAAACUCCUCUAUGAAGCUGGGUGUUUUGCUUUUGUGUUGCCACCUACUAACAUAGGCAGGUUUUAUUUUUUAAGUUCAUAGAUGUACAAUAAGUUAUUUACCUGACUGAUCUGCAGUGGAAAAUCUGAAAUGUUUCUCAUGUAGUGGGUAGGGAAAUACAGCUGUAUUAGAUCAAUUUUUGCUGCACUCCUUUUGGUGGUUAGAGGUUGAGUCAUAUCAAGACACAGUAUUUAAGGCUGUACUUGGGUAUGCUGGAGUUCCAUUUGUAAAAUAGUGUUUGCUUUCUGUUGUUUGAGGCCUGACUUUCUCAUGUCUCUUCGGGCAUCAACUGCAACCGUUUUGUUUUGCUCUCUCGCAUUGAACGUGUGGCUGGUGACCAUUACACGGCGUUCAUUUCAUGGGAACUGUGUUGCUGCAUGUCAAUGAGCUCAUAAAUUAACAUAGGACUUUAUAAUCAGCUGUGGUCAAAACCUUGGAUGCUGAAAUCCUUGGACGUUGAACCGAAACCUUCUCAAUGAAGACACUUAAUUUACAGCACAGAAAAAAAAUUAAUUGGAAAAUGCAUGUUUUAAUUUAAAUUUUGUAACUUUUUGAUAGCAUAAUUACUUUAAUAGCUAGCCUUAAUUUCUGGCAUUUUAUUAUUAUAAAUGUGUAUUGUGUACUGUUGUAAAUUCACACACCAUAUCUCUAGAAUGUUCUCUGUUGCUAAAUGCAAAGUUCUUUGAAUUGUUUGUUCAUUAGGGAGAAAAAAUGUCUUUGAGAACUUUUGUUUUAUAAGCUCCACCUUCAUAAAUUGACUGUUACUGAGAUAACAUUAAAUAAUCUUCAUUUCUAUUUAGCAGAAUUUGUUUGCAGUUUAGUAUGACGUAGGCUCAGUGCUUCACUCAGGGAGUAGGCAGGGCAGGCAGAUUUUCCUCAGAGGGAAAUCACAGAAUCACAGAAUGUUAAGGGGUUGGAAUGGACCUUAAAGAUCAUCUAGUCCCAACCCCCCCACCUCCACUAGACCAGGUUGCUCAAGGCCAGCCUGACCUUGAACACUUCCAGGGUUGGGGCAUCCACAGCCUCCCUGGGCAACCUGUUCCAGGGCCUCAUCACCCUCACAGUAAAAAAUUUCUUCCUAAUAUCUAUCCUAAAUUCCCCCUCUUGCAAUUUGUACCCAGUGCUCCUUGUCCUAUCACUACACUACAUUAAUAAUCUUCUCCUUACGUUCUUGGUAGUUUCAGUGAUAACUUGCUAAUGUAUAUUGGCAUUUUGUUUACCUCUGUCUAAAUCUCUUACAUCUUUUAUUUGAAGAUCCUUUUCACAUAGGCCCCUGCAAUCUGAUCUCACUGUAAAUUGCACAAAUAACUGUAACUGAACUGUGUGAUGAAGGGAGACAGACGUGGUGAUGGAAACCUUGCUCAUCUCUUCAAGUGGGGAGCACUGUGAAGCAGUUGCAGCCUUGUGAACUGUGCUGAGAAUUGAUAUCAAGCAUGAAAAUAUAUUUUAUGUGUGAUAACAGGAACUAGCAUGGGUACUUAUACACUUAGACUGAUAAAAUUGGAUAUAAGUGUUGCAGAACAUGAAAGAGGUGUUACAAUAUUAUAUCAGUGUUGGAAAAUUCAAUUCAGGCCCAAAAGAGAUCUCCUGAGAUACAAAAUCCAAUCUCUGUGCUGUCUCAUGUCACCUCCCUGUAAUGAAUGUUAGCAGCUCCAUCUCCAGGGUAGUUAGAUGUGUUUUCCACAGCCAAAACAAUGUGCUUUCUUACUGAGUGUUUGGCAGAUCUUAUUGUCCCCACAUGCUCUUGCAAAGCUGGCCACAAAUCAGUAUUUUCUCACCUUUUGUGUUUUCCUACAUCAUAAACACUGUCCACAGGAAAACGAGCAAGGCAAUAAGUGCCUGGAUUGCAGUCAGUGUAUGGGUUGUCCUCCUGUAUUUACAGCUGAUCCUCACAGAAAACCUGCCUGCAGGCCCCUGGCCUCUGAUGGGGUCAGACUUCACAUGUGCUUCCUGAACUCUGAAAGCAGAUUUGGGCAUCUGCUAAGUCAGCUUUUAUGGGAAAGGGCCUCAUAAGGACGAGCCCCUGGCUCUGCUCACGUCCUGAGUUCCUGAACUCAGCUGUGUGCAGGCUCUCCAGUCCUCGACUAACGCAGUGCUGCCGGUACCCAGGGAGCUCUCUGGGGGCUCCUGUGCCCCUGAUUUUAGGAGACUCUACAUCUCUCCUGAGUGGGGCUGGCUGAGGAGAGGUUACCAGUCCUGGGGGGAAUGGUUCAGGUCUGGCUCAGGCCUUGGCCUCCCGGUGUCCCAGGGGAACUUUGCUGUUUACUUCAGUGAGAGAGAAAUACUCCAACAUUUGAUCCUCUCUGAUUCCCAUAAAACAAAUUUUCCUUCUCCAAGCGCUCUGCUGUCUCUGCUGAAUGCACAAGAAGGGUGUAUGGUAUGUAAAGAUAUGAUAUUGAGGUUGUUAUUCUUAUGAUUGAGUAGAUGGAUCCUGAUUUAUAAAUGCCUUCUGAAGGAAAACCUUUAUUUGAAUUGACACCUGAAUUCCAGUUCCAAGGUGGCAGGGCUGCUGUCCUGACUGCUGGCAUUCACUCACAGUGAUUUUUCACAUCAGUUAAAAUACUGUUAAAAUACUGUUAAAUUCCAGUUGAGCUGCAUCCUUUUUUCCAGAUAAUCUUUUCAGCUAAUACCCUUUUAAAAUUACAUUCAUGGGUGUUCAAUAUCUAAUCAAUCACACAGUUUAAAAAAUUAUUCUUCUAUCCCAGAGGACUUUAUGACAACUCCAUGCUACUGAAUUAUUUUUCUUAAUAAAUAAGAAAUGUAGCACCGUAACUAAGAUGCAGCCAAGCAAAGCAGCAAAGAAAUUUCUUUCAUCACACCAUGUCCUUUGUGACAGCAAAAUCACACUGGAAGUUUAAGUUGGUUCUCCAGCUGAAACAAUAUCUGUCUUGCAAGAAUUUCAAGGAUGCUUUGGUAUAGGAAAGACUUGAAUAAGGUGUUUUAAAUUCAGGCACUUAAGUCCACUUUUAGGCAGCCUGAUUUUCAGAGCUGCCGUGCAGCUGCAGCUCCCAGGACCUCUAACACUGAUCUUGCUGGAAACUGAAAUGUGCAAAUAAGCUCAGUGCUGGCUGCUUCCACUGAACUCCUGUUUCUUGGUUUAGCUGGGGAAGUGGGGCAAGUUUUUCAGGACAGUGACUCUGGUUGUUGGAGGAAGGGGAGGGAGGAGUGUUUAGUACAGUCACUGUGUACAUAAGUUCUCUGCCUUCUAUGUUAACAUUUAUAUUCUUGUCAUUUUGUGUCAAAACCUGUACUUCUUGAUCUCAGAAACUUCCUUGCAUUGAUGUGUCUGUGCAUAUUUCCCAUUUUCAGACUACUUCUGCCAUCUUCACAGCAGUUGAAAUAAGGUCAGAGAGAAAUAACCUUCCUUGUUCACAGGCAAGCCAAGGCCAGGAUGCCCUCUUGUUUCUCAGUCUUACAAAAGAUGAGAACAGAUAAAAGGGAGAAGACAAAAGAAAACUCUACAAUGUUUCUCUUUUACAGAACUUUUAGUUGUUUUCUGCCCCCUUUCUCCCACCUCAAUUCUUGUGCUUCAUUUCUGUAGCUCCUUUGCACAUCUGGCAUUGGGGCAGUCAGUGGUGCCAGAGAAGAACAACCCCUUGAAUACAAACACGCUCUGACCCAGCUCAUCACUAAAGGCUCAUGUGCUUCCAUUGUACCAAAAGCAAAAGGGAGUGGCUGAGCCCAAAGUUACUCUGAUUUUCCAAAAUCUCUUCCCCAAUUACCAAACUAAGUGGUAAGGCCUCUUUUACAGUAUCAGUCCUAAAAUGGUGGAAAGAACAGAAACUAGAAAGGGACAUGGAGUCAAAUCUGACAUUGAGCUGUCACCCACAUGUUCUGUCAGCAAGCCAAGCAGAGCGGGAGUCCUGUCACAGUCCUGUGACAAAGCACAUCCACUGAGGCACCGCCGGCCUCGUGUUCUCCCAGCAGUUCAUUGCAUGUUUUGUGUUAACUGCAAAACAAGUUACUUUUGCCUUACAGAAAGCAACCAAAAAUCAUGAGAUGGAUGAAUAAUUGGCUAAGGGUUUCUGUACAGCUCAUGGAAGUGAACUUGCAGUAGCAGCCAUACAAUGAUUUUGGUUUGUUUUUUUUUUUUUGGUCUUGUUUUUAAAAGUAAUUGAUUUCAUGGCUUUCUGUAGAAUAUUGUAAUAAUUCUGCUGUAAAUACAAUAAAAAAAUCACAGUUUGCUGA
Molecule: messenger RNA, 9301 nt
Organism: Pseudopipra pipra
Lineage: Eukaryota; Metazoa; Chordata; Aves; Passeriformes; Pipridae
Gene: SLK
Product: STE20 like kinase
Exons: 19
Coding region: 156-3905 (1249 amino acids)
Biological process (GO): protein phosphorylation
Molecular function (GO): protein serine/threonine kinase activity; ATP binding; protein binding
Source: RefSeq, a predicted model, not a curated record